Messenger RNA from Dreissena polymorpha, 4451 nucleotides. RefSeq names its product magnesium transporter NIPA2-like. The record is from RefSeq and is a predicted model, not a curated record. Gene Ontology annotation, molecular function: magnesium ion transmembrane transporter activity. Gene Ontology annotation, cellular component: membrane. The transcript has 7 exons. Bases 406 to 1746 code for a protein of 446 amino acids. Lineage: Eukaryota; Metazoa; Mollusca; Bivalvia; Myida; Dreissenidae. Gene Ontology annotation, biological process: magnesium ion transport.
CCAGCAUCUACAAAACAGCAAAUGAAAAAUAGCUAGACCUGCAUUACAGCAAUGGGAAAAUAGUUAUAUCUGCAUUACAGCAGUGAAAAAUAGCUAGAUCUCCAAUAAAGCAGAGAGAAAUUAGCAAAUCAGCAAUGAAGCAGUGAAACCAUUGCUACAUCUGCAACAAGGAUAUUAGUAAAACUGAUGGAUGCUCCCUGGUGAUGCUUUGUCAAUAUAUGGGUGGAAGCUAUUUGAUUUUAGAGCCAAUGUUCAAAACCUUAACAAAAUGUUAAGGUUUUAGCACGACACGAACGGAGGACGUCAGACGGCGGAUGACACGACAAGCUGGCUGUGACAAUACCUCGGGUUUUCUCCGAAAACGCUGAGCUAAAAAUCAAUCUUGGUUAACUAACAAUUGCAGCCAUGAGCACUACAACUUCGAUGUUUGAUCUGAACUCAAGUGGAACUACCCUUGCCUUUAACCUUACCAAUGGAACCACGACUACUGAGGCCCCUUCUAAGAGCCUUGCAGAUUUCUGGAUUGGCCUCAUCCUAGCAGUUAGCUCAAGCUUCUUCAAUGGCUCAAGCUUUAUUUUCCAGAAGGUUGGCUUGAAAAGUAUGCGCAAAAAAGACGGAGCUACCACAGCCAGUGCAGGUGGCCACAGAUAUCUUCUAGAGUGGAAAUGGUGGCUCGGAAUGCUUAUGAUGGCCCUGGGUGAAGGAUGUAACUUUGUGGCCUUCACGUUUGCCCCAGCAACAUUGGUGACCCCUUUAGGGGCUCUCAGUGUUAUCUUUUGUGCGAUCCUGGCGUCCCGGUUCCUGAAGGAGCGUCUCAACCUGCUGGGCAAAGCCGGUUGCCUGCUGUGUGUGCUGGGCUCCACAGUCACAGUGGUGCACUCGCCCAAGACUGCCCAGAUACAACACAUGUCUGAGCUCCUUGACAAGGUCAAACAACCAGCCAUCCUGACUGUGGUGGGGGUGUUCAUACUUGUGGCCAUAGUUGCCAUUGUAGUCCUGGCGCCACGAUGGGGCGAGAAGAAUGUUGCUGUGUACGUGUUCAUCUGCUCGGUACUUGGGGCUCUCACCGUGACAGGGGCCAAAGGGUUCGGAGUGGCCCUUAAUCAGACUUUUAAGGGAGACCAGCAGUUUACAAACUGGCUUACUUAUGUCAUGCUUGGCGUGGUCAUAGUAGACAUUUUGUUUCAGCUGCAUUUCUUGAAUAAGGCAUUGGACUUGUUCAACACUGCAAUCGUUACUCCUACGUACUAUGUCAUGUUCACAACAGCAGUGGCUAUUCUUUCGUUGACUCUUUAUCAGGAAUUCAACUCGCUCAGUGUAUUUGACAUCAUUGGUAAUGUGUGCGGCUUUCUUAUUAUAGUCGUUGGCAUAUUUUUGUUGAACGCCUUCAAAGACAUGGACAUAACGCUGAAGAAUUUACCGAAGGCAAAGAAGCCUAGCACAGAUGUGAAUGUUUUAGACGGCGCAAAAAUGCCAGCAAUUAAGCGUGACAAUGAUCUGUUUCUGGAAUUGAAUGAAAAUGAAAGCGAAGAUGAGGAUGAAGACUUGUUACAGUGUCACGACAGUCCAGUUUUUGUAGUAGAUGAUCCACUUGAUAUGGAUGCCAUUGAUUUCAGGACUCCACAUCGAAAGUUUGCUGGAAAAAAUGGUCAUGUCUCCAAUGGCCAUGUCUCCAAUGGCCAUGUGGACCAUUUGCAUUAUGAUUUAGAGAAAUAUAUGGUUAGUGCAGAAGUUACACAUUUUUAAAUGGUUAUAAUUGUUUAUGUUUUGAUUUUUUAUGUCUGUUGAUGAUAAAAGCAUUCAUGUUAAGAUGAUAAAAAUAGUUUGUAGUAUUAAUCAUGACUGUAGUACAUGUAGCUACUCAAGAUUGGUAUGUAAUUAUAGCUCUAUAAAAAAAGUAUACCGGUAUAGCAAUGUAUUAUGACUGUAAGAUGUUUGAUACAGUACUCUAUGCACUUCUUUCUGUGAUAAAAGCAGUAUAUUUCAUUAAGAGAAUAAGGUUUAUCAGAAGAAUAUGAAGAUGUGAUCUUUUUGAUCAGUAAUACAUACACUGCAAUUUUAUUAGCUCGGCUGUUUUCGGAGAAAACCCGAGGUAUUGUCAUAGCCAGCUUGUCGUCCGCAGUAGGGGUCGUGCUAAAACCUUAAAAUCAAAGUGCUUCCACCUACAACUUUGAAACUUCAUAUGUAGAUGCACCUUGAUGAGUUCUACACGCCACACCCAUUUUUGGGUCACUAGGUCAAAGGUCAAGGUCACUGUGACCUCUAAUAUAAAACUUUAACAUAGGCUCUAAAAUCAAAGUGCUUCCACCUACAAUUUUGAAACUUCAUGUGUAGAUGCACCUUGAUUAGUUCUACAUGCCACACCCAUUUUUGGGUCAUCAGGUCAAAGGUCAAGGUCACUAUGACUUCUAAUAUAAAACUUUAACAUAAACCUCUACAUUCGCUCUAAAAUCAAAGUGCUUCCACCUACAAUUUUGAAACUUCAUAUGUAGAUGCACCUUGAUGAGUUCUACACGCCACACCCAUUUUGGGACACUAGGUCAAAGGUCAAGGUCACUGUGACCUCUAAAAAAAAAUCUGAAAAGCUUUCGCAGUCGAGCGUGGCACCCAUUAUGCGGUGCUCUUGUUGUACUUACAAUAAUAACUAUUACAUGGAGUGGUGUUAGCUUCAGAAGAGUGAUAAUUAUGUAGAUAUUGUCAUGAUUGAUAUGUUAAAAUCUGGUAUACAUCUGUAUUUGUACCAUAAAUAAUUUUUAAAAUAACCGUCCUCCAUUUGGUAAUCAAGAAAAUCACAAGUUUUAAUAGUAAAUAAUUGUUUUUGUUUGUAUAUUAUUUUAUUUAUUAAAAUAUAUUAAAGCCACACACCUUAUCUGGCAUAGUAAAUUUAAGAAUAAAUAAGAAACUUAUUUUAUCUAUGCCAAUUAGAAUAUAUCUGGUGGUUACAAGGUAGUAAUCCGUCUUUUUUACGAUUAACAACUUAAAAAUAAUCGCGUUUGUCGAAAUGGACGUAUACGUCUAGAAAUCCUACUUUUGGUUUUAAAAGCGGUACCCUUUGAAAAAUAAUAAAUUAGUUGCUAAACUAGGCUAUAGAUUUAUUUUUAUCUAAGCCAAUUAUAAUAUAUCUGUUGGUUACAAGGUAGAAAUUCGUGUUUUUGAGCUUUAAAACUUAAAAAUAAUCACGUUUUUUGAGAUUGACGCACACAUGUAUAGGUAUAGAAAUCCUACUUUCGGUUUUAAAAGCUGUUUGAAAAAUAAUAAAUUACUUGCUAACUAGGCGAUAGAUUUAAUGACAAUUUUGCACACUUUCAAAUUGCUUCUAUAUGUAUUGAUUAACGUGUAUUUCAUUUCAAGGUGUGUGGCUAUAAUAUAUUUUCUGAAUAAUACAUUAUAAAUUUAUAGUAUUUACAAUAUAAAGUUGUUAUUUAAUUUCUUAUUCAUGAUGUACAUGUUGUUUCUCAGGGUUGCAAAGUGAUUAAUUUCCAAAGUCUAAACAAUCGUCUGUAUAGACAAAAAUGGUCCUAUCACAUUGAAUUAAUGUGUAGAGAAGUGUAAUGAGACCAUCUUGCUGUAAAUGUGCAUUUUGUGUGGUUUUACACUAAAGUUGACACCAAUCAUGUAUGUGUACACUACAGUUGAAAUGUAAUAAUACUAUCAAUUAACCUUAUAUCAUCUGUGUUAGAAAUAGAAUUCUUUGUUUGGUAUCCUUGUUUUUUGUUACUAGUUCUUUUAAAAUUAUAUUCACAUAUUUUAGUUUGCAUUGUUGUAUUUGUAUUGCAUGAUGAUUGUUAUGUAUUAUAUAGAUGUUAAUUGAACUUUGUAAAACUAUUAAAUAUAAUGAGUUUUUCUUUUGCAAUAUUAUCUUUUAAAAUGCUAUUUAGUUAGAAUCGUCAAUUAUUCUAUACACUUUUUUGUCUGCAGAAUUGGUAAGAUUUAGAUUGAGUUUGAUAUGUUUAAUACACUGUUUUCAUACAUUCAAAUUAUCCAGUGAAAAUAAUGGCAGUAUUUACAGGAAUACUUUUUAUUCAUUAUGAAUAUGUUUUGUUGCGCUAUUUACAAACCCAAUCUUUGCUUAUGGGUUAUUGCCAUUCAAAAAUAGUUAUUUAUGUACAUGUAUUAUAUCACACAUGUUUUAGUUAUUGAAUUUGUUUAUUCAAAAGUUAUCAUUGACUGUAUGAAACACUCAUCUGGUUGAAAACUUAAAAAAAAAUAAUGUUUUCUCAUUUAGCAUUUAAAACAUCUUGUCAUAUCAAUCAAGUUUAAAGGAAUGGGCUAAAUUCCAUUUUGCUAUUUUGUAUCCUGUUAUAAAUCCUUUUUUUGCAAACUGAGUAUUAUUUUCUAUUUAUUAUAUUGUUGUUUCUUUUGUUAUUGAUCUGUUAUUUUUACUUAUUUUUUUAAUGAAUCAUACGUUUCUUACCAGAGUGUUAUUUUAUAUAAAUAAAUAUUGGAAUUUU